AUGGAAUUACGAACCAAUAUCUUCUCAUGGCUCCACGUCAAGCAAUCGACUACGAGUCCUAUACUUUGUAACGAGGACAAGAAUAUUUCAGGUUCUUGGAUGAGAUCAAUCAUGGCUGUUUUUGCGCUGUGGACGAUAUGGCUGGCUUUCGUUGUACAUGAACAUGGACAUCUUCCUUUCAACGCUUCAAGUAGCCUUGAACUUGACGAAAUCAGUUCCAGAGGGUCUGCACCACAACAUUGGCAGACUUGGGCAGACCGUAGGCAUAGAUCAUGGUUAACGCUUUUUGCAGAGUUCAGUUUGAGUCACUCUAGUGGAUCUAUCACAUUUGUUCCGCCUAUCAUAUUGAAAACAACGGUUGAUCCAUCUGAUCCUGCUCUUUAUCCCAGCAUCUCUUCAGCCAAACUAUCACCACCAAAAGCUUCAUCUUCGCUGGAGAAAGAUAAUAAUGCGCUCAAAUCUCGCAUUUCAUGGUUGGAAAGACAACUUCAUCUUUAUCUGGCUAUAAUGUGGCUAGCCCUUCUAUCAUGCGUCAUUGGAUUUGUUCUUUAUGCAUGUUUCUGGGGAAAGUGGCGUACUGAACGCCUUCGAAAAAAGAAAGCCGCCUUAAUCUCUCCCAAAUCUUCUUCGCCUCGUGGCAGUGUUUUGGAAUCGACUAUGGUUGAACGAAAAUCUACAGUGGAGUCGGAGCCCAUUGUAUCUUUUGGACAUCGUUUUCCUAUCGAAUGCAUUGCUAUAUGCAGUCAAUCUUGGCUUGUUUCUUGUUGUCAAGAGGGAAGAGUUUGCCUCUGGAAUAUUGAGACUGGAGAACGAUUGUUGAAGCUGCGUCGAAUUCGAGAUGUGAGCAGUCCACAGAGCCAAAUUACCAUGACACUUCCGUUAAUUUGGUGCAUCGCAACCAAGUACGUAUUAUGCGACAUUACCAGGAAUUGUGAACCUAUUAAUGAUGAUAGUUCAAUACUCAACUCAAUUGCGUUAAUAAGCUACCAUAAGCGGAUAAGUGAAUUGUGGAUUGAGAGAUUGAGAGAUUUUUUGGUAUUUUGAUA
Molecule: messenger RNA, 1046 nt
Organism: Strongylus vulgaris
Lineage: Eukaryota; Metazoa; Nematoda; Chromadorea; Rhabditida; Strongylidae
Source: the annotation of a GenBank genome assembly